GACGUGCACCUCAUUGCCGUCCCCUCCAUCGCCGCUGCUAGACUCCUAGCCGCCGCCUCUCAACUAGUUUUCUGUUGGGUGGAUUUUCAAAAACCCCCAAUGCGCCAAACGCCAUAGCUCGCUCGAUAGUUGACAGAAUUGAGUGAUUUGACUUGCAAAAGAACGCUCUUGGUGUCAGCUACAACGUCGUAAAAUUUCGGACUGUUUCAUCGCUUGGAUUCCGUAGCAGCAGCAGUAGAAGCAGCAGCAGCACCAGAAGGAGCAGCAGACUCAGCAGCAGCAGCAGCAGCAGCAGCAGUAGCAGCAGCAGCAGCAGCUGAAGGAGUAGCAGCAGCAGCAGCAGCAACAGCGGCAGCAGCAGCAGUGGCAGCAGCAGCAGCGGCAGCAGCAGCAACAGCAACAGCAGCAGCAGCAGAAGGAGCAGCAGCAGCAGCAGCAGCAGCAGCAGUAUCUACAGCCAUCCCCAUCCUCCCCUCCUCUUUGAGCCGCCGCGGGUCCACCCGCCGCCGCUCCCUCCCGGCCACCGCGGGUCCACCCGCCGUCGCCUUCCUCCCACUCCGUGUCACCAAUGUCAUCCUUUCCCCCUCCCGUCGACGUCUCGACCCUCGAUCAUCUCGUGCGCGCUGCCGACAACUCAGCAACCAAUUGGUAUUCCUUCGUCGGCAGCCUCCACCGCGUCCUCGGCAGUGCUUAUGUCCUGCCGUUCCGCCUCCUGGACAUCAUGCUUGGUCUCCCAGAGGGUGACCUUGGGGACCCGCCGCCUCACCCUGGCGAUCCCCCCCCUCUCAUUCCCCAUCCCGGCGAGGAACCUUCGCCCCCCAUAGUACCCGUUGGCACCAGCACUCGCGCUGCCACCGCUGAAGUUGAGCAGCUCUUCCUUACUCAGCGUCGUGAGUUCCUCGUGCUCCAUACUGAUUACCUGAUCGCGUUGGAGGAACACGAGCGGUCGGCAACCCUCCGCACCCAGCAUGCCGCUACCGCCGCCGCUUAUGCCGCUGACUCUGCGCGAUUUGCUGAGCGUCGU
Messenger RNA from Closterium sp. NIES-67, 1024 nucleotides. NCBI's taxonomy places the organism in Eukaryota, Viridiplantae, Streptophyta, Zygnematophyceae, Desmidiales, Closteriaceae. The record is from the annotation of a GenBank genome assembly.